AUGAGGCCGUCGUCGGCGCGGGGGCAGGACUUCGAGGCGCUGGCGCGGCGCCGGUCGGUGGCGGCAUGGAUCGAGAAGAUGACGGGUGUGCCGCUGCCCACGGCCAACGACUACUCGUUCCGGUCGUCGCUCAAGGACGGCGUGCUGCUCUGCCGUGUUAUGAACAAGCUAUCGCCGUACAGCAUAGCCAAGGUUUGCGAGGGGUCUGAUGAUGAGCAGGGCUUCAUUGAGAACAUCGAUAAUUUCCUCAUGUCCGCCGAGAAGUAUGGUGUGCCGAACGAGAUACUAUUUGCUCCAGAAGAGAUCACUGAGGGAGAAUGGGAGGAUCGGCCUCGUGUCGCAGAGUGUCUCUACCACCUGGAGCGUUACGCUGCAGAGCAUGUGGGGUACCAAGACGAUGGUCCGCUGGCAGCCGAUCGGCCUUACAGCUCGUAUGAGAGCGGGAGCAGCGAAGUCUCGCUUAAUCCGUAUGAGCAGCUGGCGGCGAUGGCCGGAGGGCCAGAGAGCCUGCGCAGCCUUGCGGAGCUGGCGCCAGGGAUGGAUGGGGGUUUCAUGGAUGGUGCAAAGACCAAGGGGAUCGGCAAGCUUAUGGAGCAGUGCAGCUCGCUUCUGAGGGACAGGACUUUUGGGGAGGGGAUCACUUCACCAACGUCUGCUCGUCGCACGGCGUCGCCCCACCCCAGCCAGUUGUCUCAUGCUCCUGCUGCCCAGGUUGGCGAGGGUGGAGCCCUCCGCUCUCUGGAGGGCAUGCUUAAGCAGGUGCUGGAAGGCAUCACUACGGCUCAGGAGAAGCAGGGCCGUUCGGAGGUGGAACAGAUGGAGAAGUACACCAGGUCGCUUGAGCAGCAGAUCGAACUGCUGCAAAAUCAGCAGCCCGUUUACGACCCUGGGUACGUGCCAGAGGAGUUUGAGAUGAUCCAGAGGACGGCGGAGGACUUGUCCAUCAAGUUGGAAGAGUACGAGAUAAGGCUGGAGCACGAGCACAAGGAAAAGACGAGGCUGCAGAUGCAGCUGGAGGAGCUCCGUGGAAAGGUUGAUUCUGUGGCCAACAUCAAUGAGAAGUAUGCGCAAAUCCAGGAGGAGAAUCGCAAGCUGUACAAUUUGGUCCAGGAUUUGCGAGGUAACAUCAGGGUGUUUUGCCGAUGUCGGCCUAUGGGCAUCACUGGCGAUCAGACAGAGUGCUGCGUAGAGUUCGGUGAAGAGGGAGAGGUUGCAAUUUCAAACAAGGGUGGCAACGACAAGAGGAAGGUGUUCAAAUUCGACAAGAUCUUUGAUUGGUCUAGCCAGCAGGACCAAGUCUACUGUGAAACACAGCCCCUCAUCAGAUCCGUUUUGGAUGGAUACAAUGUGUGCAUCUUUGCCUAUGGGCAAACGGGUUCUGGAAAGACCCACACCAUGAGCGGUACAGACGUGCAGCACUACAAGGGCCGUGGCAUCAACUACAGGUCGCUGGACGACUUGUUCCAGAUCAAGAGGGAUCGGGCAGAUGAGGUGACCUAUGACAUCCGCGUCCAAAUGCUUGAGAUCUACAAUGAGGUACUGCGGGACUUGCUGACUACCGACCCGACCAAGAAGAACCGGCUGGACAUCAUGUCCACGGAGAAGAGUGGAGAGAAUGUGCCAGAGGCGACGCAGAUGAGGGUGGACUGCACAGAUGAUGUGCUGAGGUUCAUGGACAUUGGCGCAAAGAACAGGGCGGUUGGAUCCACGAAAAUGAACCAGAGAAGCAGCAGAUCGCAUAGCGUCCUAACCGUCGUUGUUGAUGGAGACAACACAGUGACUGGGGUGAAAUCACACGGCUGCCUCCACCUUGUGGAUUUGGCUGGCAGUGAGAGACUGUCAAGGAGCGAGGCGACUGGUGAUCGGCUGGAGGAGGCCAAGCACAUCAACAAGAGCUUGAGUGCUCUGGGAGAUGUCAUGUCUGCAUUGGCACAGAAGUCGAACCAUGUCCCAUACAGGAACAGCAAGCUCACGCAGCUCCUUCAAGACAGCCUGUCAGGGCAGGCCAAGGCAAUGAUGUUCAUGCACAUUGCUCCCGAAAGCUCCUCACGCGGAGAGACCCUCAGCACACUGAUGUUCGGAGCACGUGUAUCUCAGAUCACACUUGGCCAGGCGAAGAAGAACACACAGAGCUCGAAGAUAUACGAAGCUCGAGAGGCGAUGGACAAACUCAAUAGCAAGGCAGAGAAGAAACAGGAGAGAAUUGAAGAACUUGAGAAGGUGGUAGAAACAGAGCGGGCCGUGGCGAGGUCGGCGAUGAGCGAGAAGGAGGCCCUUGAGAGGCAGCUGGCUGAGCUUCGGGCCGAGUUGGAUCACACAAAGAGGGCGAUGCAGAACGGCAGUGGGUCAUCAGUGACAUCUGGCGGCCUUAAGAGUGCCAGGAGGAGGGCCUCUGACAGCCAUGAUGCUGAGCCACCGACUCCUGGACGCAGGCUGAGUCGGACACGUAGUGGGUUUGGGUCUUCCGAAACCCCUGGGCGUACAAGCUCAAGGCCUGCAAAGGACGUUGUUAAGCCCUUACCUUCCUUGAGCCAACGGAGCAAUUCGUCCAGGGACUCCGGCCCAGCAUCGGCACGCCACAGGCGCAGUACUUCAGCUGUCGCUGGUCGCACGCCGCGAACCACGCCACGAACCACACCGCGAAGCACCCCUCGGAACACACCCUUCACCCCAAGGAAUACGCCUUUUGUGCCCUCAACGGGAGACAAGUCUGCACGGCGCACUGGGAUGGACAGUUCCAGGGAAAAUUCUUUCACAUCAGGGAAGUCCAGGCUGGAGUCUAGUGGUAGCAUGCUGAGGAGGGCACAGGCAGAGAAGGUUCGAACUCCAGCAAGGGCUGUGACACAAAGGGAGAACACGAAGCCAAGGGCCAGCGGGACGACAAACCCCCGGAGGGCAACAGCGACCCUCAGACGUGACACUUCCAGUAUGUCCAGUGCAUCCAGCAAGAGCUUGACCCGUGGCAGCAGCGGCGGCUGGCGUGAACGUGGAGGAUGA
This is a messenger RNA of Ostreobium quekettii, 2997 nucleotides long. The record is from the annotation of a GenBank genome assembly. NCBI's taxonomy places the organism in Eukaryota, Viridiplantae, Chlorophyta, Ulvophyceae, Bryopsidales, Ostreobiaceae.